GGCUCCAAUCGCGGCAGUGGGCGCAGCAGCGGCCGCGGCGAUGGGAAGCCAGGACCGGGGAGCGGCGCGCAGGACCCCCCGCCCCGGGAGCAGCAGCAGCAGCCGCCGCGGCCUCUCCCGGCAGGUGCCUGGGCAGAGCCUGGCCGAGGCCACGAUGACCUGAUCCCCCCCGGGGGACGCCCCCAGCCUGCUUCUCCUCCCCUCCAGCCUGGACGAGGGACUCCGCCGCACCGAGGAGCCGGCCGGAGGGAGCCCCGUCGCCCCCCACCCAGCUGGCCGACCGGCUGCGGGGCGAUCCCGGUUCGCGAAAUCCGGGAAGGGCGAAGAGGCGAGGCGAGGCGAGGCGAGCCGCGCUGCCUGGGCUCCUUUACCGCAAUGUCAAUUUCACCGGGCGAAGCCGGUCAAUUUCACCUCUAGCCCGCUGCGCGGAGCAUCUCCCGAAGGCCAUUCGGGGAGGGGGGCUUCUUCCGCCGCCGGCCUCUCUCCGUCUCUCCCACCCCCCUUCUUCUCAGAAGGCGGCUCUCGGACUUCGUGAGUGCCUCGUCUUCUCUGCGCCCCCCUCCUUUCCCCCCCCCCGUCUUCUCGACCUUGCUCCUCGCCGGUAGAAACCUGAGAGUCGCCUGAAAUUGGGAGGGGGGGGUGUUUCAGCACCUUUCCGGCCAGAGCCCUCUCCCCUCCUCGCGAGGAGGCGAUCUCAGCCUGUCUCCCCUCGAAAGGGGGAAGGGACGCGCGCCUCCCUUUCUCGCCUGCCCCUCUCCAAAGAUUCAGGCGGAAGAUUUCCUUCGCAGGCUGGUCUGCCCCCACCACCCCGGACCCCACCGCUCGGAACUGCGCUCUCCCCGGUCCGCCCCAGAAGCCCAGAGUUUGCAGGCGAGUCCGGGCUGUCUGCUUUCCCGGAACCGUCGAGGGAUCGCGGAGGGAGGGAGGGAGGGGGGCACCAGCGGUCCAGAGCGCGUCGGUUCCGCGAGCGGCGGGGGGGCUCCGAGGAGUUGCUGGCUCCCCCGACGGCAUUUGCAGGGAGCAAUGAGUCAUUUGCUCUCCGGGCGAGGAGACACCUGCUCGUGUGAGCCGGCUUGCCGAAGCGUCACCUGCAAGAAGCGGCGGCUUACUCACCCCUGUCACCAGGGCAGAUAAGCCCAGCUGAAGCCCGGGAGAGGGGAGGGACUCUGGCCAAGGACGCCCGGCUGGGGGAUGUGCGCGCCCCUUCCAGCCUGCUCCUCUUCCUCGCGCCCAGGAGCUGGCCAGCAGCAAGUCCCAGCGCGGCUCUGCUCCCCGCGUCCGCCAAGCCCCGCAGCCGGAGUCGCGCUUCCCACCUGGGAUGUUCUUUGAUGGCUUCUUUGAGGCGCGUGAAAGUCUUGCUGAUCCUCAACUUGAUCGCGGUGGCGGGCUUCGUCCUCUUCUUGGCCAAGUGCCGGCCCAUCGCGGUCAAGAGCGGCGACGCCUUCCACGAGAUUCACCCCCGGGCGGAAGUGGCCAACUUGACCGUCCACGCCGUCAACCCCAUCCAAGAUGCCGUCUUGAAGCGGCUCUCCCUGCUCGAAGACAUCGUCUACCGGCAGCUCAAUGGUCUGUCAAAAUCAUUAGGCCUCAUUGAAGGCUAUGGUGGCCGAGGUAAAGGUGGCCUGCCUGCUACCCUCUCCCCGGAGGAGGAAGAGAAGGCCAAGGGGCCGCAUGAGAAAUACGGCUACAAUUCCUACCUCAGUGAGAAAAUAUCGCUGGACCGUUCCAUACCCGAUUAUCGGCCAACCAAGUGUAAAGAGCUGAAAUACCCUAAGGAUCUUCCGCAGAUUUCCAUCAUUUUUAUUUUUGUGAACGAGGCGUUGUCAGUCAUCCUGCGUUCAGUGCACAGCGCAGUGAAUCACACGCCCGCUCACCUCCUGAAGGAGAUCAUCCUCGUUGACGACAACAGCGACGAAGAGGAGCUGAAGGCACCCCUAGAGGAGUAUGUCAACAAGCGAUACCCUGGCCUUGUGAAGGUCGUGCGCAACCAAAAAAGGGAAGGCCUGAUCCGCGCUCGCAUCGAAGGCUGGAAAGUUGCCUCCGGUCAGAUCACCGGCUUCUUUGAUGCACACGUGGAGUUCACAGCAGGCUGGGCCGAGCCAGUUCUCUCGCGAAUCCAGGGGAAUCGGAAAAGGGUCAUCCUUCCUUCGAUUGACAACAUCAAGCAGGACACCUUUGAGGUCCAGCGAUACGAGAAUUCAGCCCAUGGAUACAGUUGGGAGCUGUGGUGCAUGUACAUCAGCCCCCCGAAAGACUGGUGGGACGCUGGGGAUCCUUCGUUGCCAAUCCGGACCCCGGCAAUGAUCGGCUGUUCAUUCGUUGUGAACCGGAAGUUCUUUGGAGAAAUAGGCCUUCUGGAUCCAGGGAUGGAUGUAUAUGGUGGAGAAAACAUAGAACUUGGCAUUAAGGUGUGGCUCUGUGGCGGCAGCAUGGAAGUCCUCCCGUGCUCUCGAGUCGCGCACAUCGAACGCAAGAAGAAGCCGUACAACAACAACAUUGGCUUCUACACAAAGAGGAAUGCGCUGAGGGUGGCCGAGGUGUGGAUGGACGAUUACAAAUCCCACGUGUACAUUGCAUGGAACUUGCCUCUGGAGAAUCCAGGAAUUGAUAUAGGGGAUGUUUCUGAGAGAAAAGCACUGAGGAAAAGUUUGAAGUGCAAGAGCUUCCAGUGGUACUUGGACCACGUCUACCCGGAAAUGAGGCGAUAUAACAACACCGUUGCAUACGGGGAGCUCCGCAACAACAAAGUGAAAGACGUUUGCCUGGACCAAGGACCACAGGAGAACCACACAGCGAUCCUGUAUCCAUGCCACGGCUGGGGCCCGCAGCUUGCCCGCUACACCAAAGAAGGAUUUCUUCACUUGGGUGCUCUUGGGACCACGAUUCUCUUGCCUGAUACCCGAUGCCUGGUGGACAACAUGAAAAGCCAUUCCCCUCAGCUCCUUGAUUGUGAGAAAGUCAAGAGCAGUCUCCAUAAGCGCUGGAAUUUCAUACAGAAUGGGGCAAUUAUCAAUAAAGGGACAGGACGCUGUUUGGAAGUGGAAAACAAAGGCCUUUCGGGUAUGGAUCUUAUACUUCGCAGCUGCACAGGACAAAGGUGGACAAUUAAAAAUUUCAUCAAGUGAAAAGUUUGCCCUUUACUGAGGAACUAAUGAAACUGAACGCUCAGAAAGGACAUUUCGAAACAAACUCUCCGCUCUGUUCACAUUAUCAGGGACGGGUUUUAAGGGAAGUGAAGACAAAUUAAUUUUUUUUUUUAACUUUUAUUUAUUGAACUUUUCUUAACUUUUCUCGGCUGGUUUCAGCUGGCUUCCAGUUCCACAGCUUUCUCUCUCACAUAUUUAGAGUUUCUUUUUGGCAUGCGAUGCUAAGGAAGACGGGCUGACUUUCAAUUGAAGGACCAGGAAAUGGUACGAGAGGAUCCGAGAUAAACCUUGGCUUUCUUAAAACCGGAAUAUUCAGCAAGUUAGGCGACCAUGCGAUAUACACAUCCUGUCAAAGGCUGUUGAAGGAUCAUUUAGAAACUCACUUUUCCAGUCUUCUUCCAAACCGAUGGUGAAGCUUUGAAAAUCCUACGGGAAACCUGAACUUCUAAAAGUACAUUUCAGGAAGACGUGUGGGGAAAAAGAAAACCUUUUUUCCCUUGCACAGUUGUUGGAUUCUCACAAAGAACAGAAAUUCCCUCUCCCAACAACGUCAAUCGUGUGCAGAAUGACAAACCUGCUUCUAUGUGCAUUUUGUUCAUCCUUUUGCCAUUCUUAACAAGAGAGUGCACUAUUUUUGACAAGGAAUAUUUUCAUGAAGACUCGCUUGCCCCCCAACACUGGAGCCACACGAUUAAUUUUGGGUUUGCUUGGUUUUGUAAGCGUAAUGGCUCAGAAAAACUUUUCUUUUUAAAGAAAUGUUAAUUUGUGUGAUGUGCUUCAGACUGAAAAAUCCCAUUUUACUUGUUGGAAAUGUAUUACUAUUUGUUGUUGUGGACUAUUUUAUUACAUCCCUGUCCUUUAACCAUUGACGGAUGAGGAAAAUGCCAGGUUUGAUGGAAUAAUCCAGCAUAAAAACCCGCAGUUUAAAUCUGCAGGGAGAUAUGCUGGAUUUAAACCUGUGUGAAAUCCUAUCAACCACUAGAGGGAGCAAAAAUAUGCAAAAUUGACACACACACACACACAAAUACACACCCUUCCAAAGAAAGCAUCAACUUAGAAGCGAGGACAAUGAGAACAUGGGAAAGCUCUUUGUUUUCAACAUGAGUGAAAGCACAUGCAUUUGGAAUUCUGAGUGGUUCUAAUUUUUUUUCCAGAGUUUGUACAUGAUACUUGUAGAUGUACGUUGAUAUAACUUGAUUGGAUUUUAUCUCCUUUCCUCCCUAUUAAUGAUGGGUGGAUUGAUAAAAGAAUGCAGAAUAACCAUCUUAAUGUGAAAUAGCGGUCUUGAUGUGUCCGAUCCCUCCCAUCUUCCAUCAAAGGACUGCAAGUAGCACCUCAAAGGGUGUUCAAAGACCUUUGAGAACAACAAACCAGAAUAGCUGUAUCAAGGGAACUUCAAAUGUACAGUUAUAUCCAGAUUCUUUUGUUUGUUUGUUUUAAUACACAGCAGCACAGAUGCACAUGAGUGAAGUACCACACAAAAAGAAUCAUUUUUUGGCGGUGUUUUAUCAAGGUGCUUUGCACACAGUGCUGCUGUAGAACAGGAACGGGACAGGAUGUCAAGGAACGGACGUUCUAUGCAUGCUGUAACUCUGGAAUUGACAUUACUAGGAGGAGUGCGAUUCCAGAACAGGAAAGAAAUGGAGCAGGGAAGUCCAUUCUUUCUUAGUACCUCUGCAUUUGGUUUGACUUGGUGAUGGGGACAGCUCAAAUAGCCUUGCAUAGGCUGAGCGUCUCAGAGUUGCAAGCUAAGCCAAGUCGAUCUUGGUUAGUACUUGGAUGGGAGGCCACUGAGGAAGACUGGGGUUGCUAUGCAGAGGAAGGCCUCUGGCCUUGAAAAACCCACCAUCCUGAGUCAUUUGCAACCUAGCAAACAUACAGUUGUUGUUAUUAUUAUUGGGAAGUUGUAAAGAUUCAUCCUGUCGAAGGCUAAUUAAGUGAUUAUAUUGGGGUAACCACAGAGAGCUAGCUAGUGGUGGCUAGAGUGUCCAAGUAGGAUCUGGAAGAGCCGGGUUCAGUUCCCCUCUGCACUUGCUGGGUGUCUUUUGGGCCAGUCGUACCCUCUCGGGUUUGUUGUGAGCAUAAACGGAGGCAAGGGGAAAUGUGGUAAGCUGCUUUGGGUCCUCACUGGGGGCAUAAAAUGAACCCCACCCCCACCCCAAAUCAAUGCAGUGAAACACAGUUAUAGGAAGCCUGCCAUUUUGCAGAGAUUUAUUCACACGAACGAGUAGCACAGAAGUUUGGGGGCGGAAUGCAUAAGAACUAAACGCUAUGGUCCGUUGUGCCCCCAGCACAAAUACUCCAGCUAAGGAAAUGCAGCAAAAUCUACUCAUCUCUACAUACACAGUAUCUUAGGAUCCCACCAGGGCAGAAUAUUUUUGGGAGAUUCUGGGGGAGAAUUAGAACCUGGGGCCGUCUGUCUUGUUGAAACCCUGAGCAGCAAAACAAUAUUCAGUGUUCGCAGGUUAACGACUCGGACCCUCCCGGAAGGUUUCCAGACGCGUUAGGGGACUUACACCACCGUAACUGUGAAAAAAAACAACAACCUCAUGCCGCCCUCUACCUGUUUAUCCGCUCGCACAAGGUAUGCACACAGAUUCUGGGCACUAGUGGGGUGCUAGGUGUUGUAAGAGAUCUUGUAAAUUUCCACUUGCAGAUCGCUGGAUCCAAGACGGCGUUCUUAAUAUAUUCCAUAUGUUUACUUCCUCGUCUUUACUAUGGGAAAAUGUGUCAGUAGUCUGUCUCAUCCAGCCUACAAGUUACCAUGACGUCUGUGCUGCUCUUUCGAGAGUGCAAAGAGAGGAGCACCCUUUUAACUAUGGGGGUCUGAUGCGUGGUUGAGUGGGCUCUGAUUUGGCGGUGUUUGGGAGGAGUGUGGCUCCCUGUAUGCAAGAGGGGAACUGUUGGUUUUAUGAGAAAAACUGGUAGUGGGGGUUUCAUGAAACUGUCAAGCCAGAAAAGUACAUAUCCCCCCUCCCUUUUAUAUCCAAGUUUUGUUUGAUUCAACAAGCUUAGCUGGGCGUCCUUCCCCUUCAUUUCCCACCUCUGCCCUUUUCACUUCAAUCUGUUUCACAUCUUGUCCUGAAUUUGCUAAUUUGCAGUGAGUGUCAGUGGGGGCUGUUGAUGUAAUUUUGUUUCCUGUUCACCAUCUACUACAAUAAAUUUUAGCAAACGUGCUA
Sphaerodactylus townsendi is the source of this 6325-nucleotide messenger RNA. RefSeq names its product polypeptide N-acetylgalactosaminyltransferase 17 (gene GALNT17). Bases 1329 to 3125 code for a protein of 598 amino acids. The transcript is spliced from 11 exons. The record is from RefSeq and is a predicted model, not a curated record. Gene Ontology annotation, cellular component: Golgi apparatus. NCBI's taxonomy places the organism in Eukaryota, Metazoa, Chordata, Lepidosauria, Squamata, Sphaerodactylidae.